This is a messenger RNA of Punica granatum (pomegranate), 1207 nucleotides long. The record is from RefSeq and is a predicted model, not a curated record. Lineage: Eukaryota; Viridiplantae; Streptophyta; Magnoliopsida; Myrtales; Lythraceae.
GCCUCACUUCUCCAGCGAUCGGACAUUUCCUCUCCGAAGAAAAUUGGAAACCCUAGCAGAGCUCCAGCCGUGCUCGCGAUUGGAACCUCCCCUGAGAGCUCUUCAACACCUUAGCCCAGGUUUUGAAUCAGAUAGUGUGCGAACUGCCGGCUGAACAUCCUCUUGCUGAGAGCAGGCCACUGCACAAACUUCUCGGCCAUACCCUCUUCAGGUCGCGCCACUACUGGUCGAGAAAGUCCUCCUGGGCGGCGGUUUGAAUGAGAAACGAAGUUGCAAGAGAUGUCCACGCCUCCUGAGAAGUCUUGGCAGCAAGAAGAGUCACGCCAAUUUCCUCUGUAACUGAGUUUUGAUUAUUAUGUUCGUUCGUCGGCUUUCAAGAGUUGCAACCCAGAUUGCUCGUGAGCUUUCAAGAGGCAAAUGUACAUCAAUAGUCAGAAGAGGCUAUUUACAAAGACCGUCCACCCAAUUUGUGCAAAGUCAGUUUCAACAGGAGGUGGAGACUAAGUUGUACUGUGAUAGCAUAAUACAGAAACAUCACCUUUAUUCUACCUCGGCUUCUGACAAUGCUAAUGAGGAUAGGGUUGAACAGAAAGAGAAGAUAUCUGUUACCUUUGUCGACAAGGAUGGAGAAGAAAAGCAUAUUAAGGUCCCUAUUGGAAUGUCAAUGUUAGAAGCUGCUCAUGAAAAUGAUAUAGAACUCGAAGGAGCUUGUGAAGGUUCACUUGCCUGUUCAACAUGUCACGUGAUUGUGAUGGACAUGCAAUACUAUAAUAAGUUGGAGGACCCAACCGAUGAAGAAAAUGACAUGUUGGAUCUGGCUUUUGGGCUGACAGAUACGUCCCGUCUGGGGUGUCAAGUAAUUGCUACACCUGAGCUUGAUGGAAUUCGCCUGGCUAUUCCUGCUGCGACCCGAAAUUUUGCUGUUGAUGGGUAUGUACCUAAACCACAUUAACACGAGAGGCAAGACAAUGUAAAGUGCUUGCUGAGUGUAAAGGAUGUUCUCAUCCCAGUUUUGUAGUUCUGGUACUUUAAUCGACCAUAGCACUUAACUAUUUGUUCUGAGAGCAUUGCUAAUGUCGAUUUAAGAUCCAAUUGCGGAUAUCACUGCAGAAAAUAAUUUGUUGUUACUGAUGAUAUAGAUGUAAAAGAAAUAUCAUUUAAUUGAUGGGAAAAUCAUUGGAAUAAAUCUUUAUCUUGGACGUGAACA